GUCCGAAGCCACGUGGCUGACUGGUGCUGGAAGGCAUAUUAUCCAUCCUACGCGCCGAGCGUCCUGCCAACGAGGCUGAGUUUUGGUAUUCGUCAUACUGCAUACGGGUCGCGCUGAAGGGCCGGGAGUGAGCUGGGGUUAACUGUUGUCGGCCCACUGGCGAUGGCGUGCUCGCUGAAGUUCACCAUAGCCCUGCCGGGGCAGGAGGUCUCGAGUCCUUCUCUGAGGAGGAGAGAUGGUGGCCGUGAGGUCUCCACCUCCCAUCGAGCUCCGGCUAUGGCUGCUGACUUUCUCUGUGACCGCUUGAGUGCUAAAUCUCAAUCUGCUGCUGCCGCUGUUGCUCUCACGUCUCCCACCACCCUUUCGUCGUCCUUCUCCGGAGAUGCAGUCUGCCGACGGAGCUCUUCUGCCUCCUCCUUCGGGCAGGAAAGGAAAAGUGAACGGGAAGCAGAAGGCAGGGCGUGGCGCCACGCGGCAGGCGUCAAAGCGAUGGCCGUGCUGGCGGCUGAGCCAAUCGAGAUGUCUGAAGUGGUGAUGUGGACGGGUGGGAAGAGACUUCAGACUCAGACUGCUCCUAUUGCGACAGACACGACGACCAUUCGGUCCCUCGAUUGGGAUCGCGACCGGUUCGAUAUAGAGUUUGGUCUUCAGAAUGGGACAACCUACAAUUCGUACAUUAUACAGGGAGAGAAAACUGCUGUGAUCGAUGCCUCGCACGAGAAGUUCCGGGAGUUGUACCUCAACGCUCUGCGGAAACAGAUCGGCCUCUCGACAAUCAGCUACAUCGUUGCGAACCACACAGAACCAGAUCACAGUGGCCUGAUUGCUGACCUAGUGGAGAUCGUUCCAAAUGCCACGGUAGUCGGCUCGAAGAUCUGCAUCCAGUUUCUGCAGAACUUGAUCCUUAAGCCAUUCAAGAGCCAAGUUGUCAAGAAUGGCGAUACGUUGGAUCUGGGAAAUGGACAUGUACUGGAGUUUGUCAUGGCACCGAACCUUCAUUGGCCGGACACCAUCUUCACUCUCGACCGGGCCACAGGCAUUUUGUUCACCUGCGACGCCUUUGGGAUGCACUACUGCGGUGAGGCGCUUUAUGACGAGGAAUUGCCAAAAAUCGAGCCCCACUACCGGUUCUACUAUGACUGCCUUAUGAGGCCCAAUGCAAAGUCAGUGCUAUCAGCUCUUAAGAGGACUGCAGACAUGAGCUUCAACACGAUCGCAGUCGGCCAUGGGCCGCUGCUAAGGUACAACGUGGACGAGCUGGUGGGAAAGUAUGCGAAUUGGAGCAAAGACGCUGUUGAGAAGCAAAGUGCCAGUGUUGCAGUCCUUUAUUGCUCCGACUAUGGCUACAGCGAUCGCCUCUCUCAGGCCCUGGCCAGAGGGAUCACAAAGACGGAAACAGGGGUGGAAAUGAUGGACCUGAACUCGGCGGACACCCAGGAGCUCAUCGAGUGCGUGGGGCGGAAUGGCGCCCUGGUGGUAAUGACCCCCCCUCAGAAAGGGCCAGCGAAUGAAGCAGUCAGCACCCUUCUAGCUGCAGUAACGAGCAAGCAGCCGAUUUUGAUUGCUGAGAGCUUUGGUGGUGAUGACGAGCCGGUUGAUCCUCUGAUGUCACGCUUUGCUGAAUUGGGCCUGACCCCUGCUUUUGCACCCCUCAAAGUCAAAGAUGUACCGACGGAAGCCACAUACCAGCUGUUUGAAGAGGCGGGUACAGAUUUAGGGCAGAAACUGACUCAGAAGAACCAGAUCAAAGGCAAGAAGAUGAUAGCCACCGAUGUGGCCAAGGCUAUUGCAAGAAUCUCUGGAGGUCUAUACAUUGUCACAACUGUCAAGGGGGAUUCUAAAGGAGCCAUGGUUGCCUCCUGGGUCUCUCAGGCCAGCUUUAAGCCUCUUGGAAUAACUAUUGCGGUGGCAAAAGAUCGUGCGAUCGAGUCCCUCAUGCAGGCCCAGAUAUUGGAAGAUUUUGUACGGACUGCGUACAAGAGGUGGCAUGACCCUCAAGGGGCUCAGAAGGCCACUGACGCGAUCAACAAUCUUUGUGGCCAAAGGUACAAGAAUGUACAUGAGGUCACAUACGCCAUAGAAUGUCUGAUUGUAGUACCUGGUGUGCACUUCGACCCGCAGGUACUCCUCACGUAUUAUUUGAGAUGUUUGCCAACAUAUGUAAAAAAUAAGCUGGUGGACGAGGCCUACAUUGAGCAGCAUAGCUUCGCCUCAUUCAGCAAGAAAGUCUUAGACAUAGAGGCUAAGCUUAGGUCCACGCAUCAGAGUCAGGGAGAUGGUAGGAAGAAGAGACUUCUCCAGGACAGAGAGAAGAAUGGUCAACUCAUGUUUGUCGACCAUGAUGGUCAGACAACUGAGAUUGACGACUUCCCAGAUCUAGGGGAUGCGACAGAGCAGGAUGGGGCCAGCGAGACGUCGGAUUGGGGAGUCGUGGCUCCUAUCAAAGAAAAAGUUAGGGGGAUCGGGAAGCAGAAGGUAGGCCAGUCUACGGGUCAGGGCGACCAAGGAAUACCCGCAUGGGUAAAACUUGGUUUAGAUUACGAGGUGUGGAGAGACCGAGUUGCUAGGGGCACGUGCAUGAAUUGUGGCAACUAUGGCCACACAUCUACAACGUGUCGGGGCAAUAAAGUCACAAUGAACGUAGCCUCUCCAACAGUGGUGGGCUUAUCUUCGAACCCUAGCGGUGCUUCUGCAAGCACUUCGCAGGGAAACACAUCGGGCUAGUAGGAGUGUUAGCUGCUCUUAUGCGCGCUGGAGUGGUAACGUUGCCUUCCCCACUUUAGGCGUUGGUCAAGGCUAGUGACCCAUACAUCG
Messenger RNA from Chara braunii, 2814 nucleotides. Lineage: Eukaryota; Viridiplantae; Streptophyta; Charophyceae; Charales; Characeae. The record is from the annotation of a GenBank genome assembly.